AUGGCGGGACGUAUCAUCCUCUCCGGACUGCUGACCGCGUCUCUUGCGUCUAUCUCCGUCUCGGCCGCUCCCGUUAUCAAGAGGAAUCCUUAUAGCUUCGUUCUGGAAAACCCCUACAGUGAUACUAUUUUCGAGCUUGGAAAUGUUUCUUACCUAGCAAAUACCAAACAUCCAAAGGCGAGUGCUGGUUGCACGACCCCAGUUGACUCCUCUACAACGAUCCCCAUCACGGUUAUCAAGACCAACGAAACCGCUAUCACAAAGGAUUUCCUGACCAACGUCAUAUCCUCAUACCUCGAGGGCGACGAUGUCUUCAACCAUGACUUCUUGGACGGGCUAUAUCUGUCAUCGAGCGUCAAGUCAACUCUGGAUGCUUCCGCCGUCGACUACCUUACCUCUUUCAACACGAGCAUGCUUUUUGUGGAUGCUUCUGUGACUGCGGACGUUUCAAUUAACAAGAUGGUCCUUGAAUCGGCUGUCGAGCUUCCAGCCGGCCCAUACCUCGCGUCCGUUGAAGAAGGUUCAGUAAGCUUUGCGACUGUAUAUCGGCUCUACCCGGAUACCUACCGAACGUUCCUCUUCGGUGCCUACGAUUCGAACGACGGACAGGACAAUCACAAUCCGCUUGGUGUUUUCCUACCCAAAUUUUGGGACCCCAUGGUUCCCGUUCCAUCUCGCAUCUACUACUGGGACGACGACAGACCUCUCGCAGGAGAGCGCGUCGGGAUCAAAGACUUGUACGAUGUCAAAGGCCUACAAACCUCCGGUGGCAGUCAAGCAUGGGCUCGCAUCACGCCUGUUUCGAACGGUACAGCGCCUUCUGUACAGCAGAUUAUCAACCUUGGAGGUGUCAUAGUCGGAAAGCAGAAGCUUGCUCAGUUCGCUUCCGGUGCUAACCCUUGGGAGUGGCAAGACGAACAUUACCCAUUCAAUCCCAGGGGAGACGGAUGGCUCACAUGCUCAGCUUCUUCUUCCGGCGGUGGUUGCUCCAUUGCUGCGUACGAUUGGCUGGAUUAUGCUAUUGGAAGUGACACUGGUUCUUCUAUGAGACGACCAGCUGCAGUCGCUGGUGUAUAUGGUCAACGUCCCAGCCAGGGCAUGAUAUCCCUCGAACGGGUCAUCCCAUUAGGAGCAGCCACCGACACCGCAGGAGUCUUCUCUCGAGACCCCUACAAAUGGAUCAAAUUCGCCAAAUCCUGGUACUCACCCUCCCUCUUCCAAGACGAAUCCAUCACCGGUCUCUCCCCACUCUCGGUCCCAGACACCAACGCAUUCCCCAAAACCAUCCUCUACCCUACCGAUUACCUCCCCCUCAACAAUUCCGCCGCCGAGCCCAUUCUUCAAGACUUCAUCGCAAACAUGUCCCGAAUCUUCAACAUGACCGUCAAAGAGUUCAACUUCACUGCCACCGUGCAGAACUUCUCCGACCCCAUCGCCAGCAACUUCACCACCAUGAACGCAGCAACCGGCGUAAUAAACACAUGGUCCGCAUGGCAAGUCGUCGGAAAACCCUUGAUAACCGCCUGGGCCGCCCUCUUCGACGGCCGCUUCCCUCCAAUCGAUCCCGCACGGAGACCUGGCUGGAUCAACUUCAACGAAUCGCGUACAAACCAAACCACCUACGAUGCAGCCCUCGUAACCAAGAACACAGCUGUAGAAUGGUAUGAACGCGAACUCCAAUACUCUACUCCAGAAUCCUGUUCCGAAUCCGUCAUGCUCUACGACAUUGGCACAGGCGGUUUGCCCUCUUUUCGCGAAAAGGAACUCAAUGACUCGCCCGAUGCUUCGUACCUAGCCGUCACGCCACCGACGGCCAAGAUAACUGGUGCGGGUAUCUGUCCGAUAUUUGGGUGUGCGGAUUUUACGGUGCCGAUUGGGCAGGUAGCGUAUCAGAGUAAUGUUACGUUUCAUGAGGAGAUGGUGCCUGUGACGAUCAACCUUGUGGUGAAGAGAGGGUGCGAUUUUGUGCUUUAUAACAUGAUUGAGAGGCUGGCGGAUGAGGGGGUGCUGAAGACUGUUAAGACGGGGAGGACGGCGUUUUGA
Alternaria atra is the source of this 2043-nucleotide messenger RNA. RefSeq lists its product as uncharacterized. The record is from RefSeq and is a predicted model, not a curated record. Lineage: Eukaryota; Fungi; Ascomycota; Dothideomycetes; Pleosporales; Pleosporaceae. The transcript has 2 exons. The coding region runs from base 1 to 2043 and encodes 680 amino acids.